Molecule: messenger RNA, 774 nt
Organism: Cryphonectria parasitica EP155
Lineage: Eukaryota; Fungi; Ascomycota; Sordariomycetes; Diaporthales; Cryphonectriaceae
Exons: 2
Source: RefSeq, a predicted model, not a curated record
GGGCCCAUGAUUCUCGCUGUGUGCUGGGCUAUGACGGCUGGUGCAGCGGUGUUCCUCGGGGCGCGGGUGUUUGUCAAGUUGACGACGCAUAAGCGACUGUGGUGGGACGACUGGCUACUGGUGGCCUCGUUCCUCAUGCUGGUAGCAUUCUCGACGACGACGUCGUACGGAGUGAAAGCGGGCAUCGGCAGGCAUCAUGCCACGACUGGAAAAACCUCCCAAACUAACGAGCUGCAGCUCGUUGUUGUUGUCGCCACUGUCUUCUCCGUGCUGGGCGCGUCCUGGUCCAAGACGUCCUUCGCCAUCACUCUCCUCCGGAUCACGACGGGCACCAUACACUACAUCGUCUGGUUCAUUAUUGUGUCUAUGAACCUGGUCCUGACCUUCAACGCUAUCCUGCAAUUUCUAUGGUGUCAGCCAGCGUCGGUGGCCUGGAACAGCGGCCAUGGUGGCACGUGUUGGAGUCAGAAUGUUAUUGUCUACUACAGCAUCACUGCAGCAGCUUAUUCGGCUGGUAUGGAUAUUCUGCUCGCCGCUGUACCGUGGGCUGUCAUUAUGCGUCUGAAGAUGCAUACGAAGGAAAAGUUGGGUGUGGCCGUCUGCAUGAGCCUCGGUGUAAUCGCCGCUAUCACAUCCAUCUUCCGUGCUUAUCACAUACCUGCCCUCUACUCGAACGACUAUUCAUGGGACGAGUCUACACUCUUUGUCUGGACCGCCGCUGAAAUGGCAACCACCAUCAUCGCUACAUCAAUCCCUGUGCUGCGCGUCCUCCUA